Molecule: messenger RNA, 1029 nt
Organism: Thalassophryne amazonica
Lineage: Eukaryota; Metazoa; Chordata; Actinopteri; Batrachoidiformes; Batrachoididae
Gene: c1ql4a
Product: complement component 1, q subcomponent-like 4
Exons: 2
Coding region: 234-956 (240 amino acids)
Molecular function (GO): protein binding
Source: RefSeq, a predicted model, not a curated record
ACCUCUGGCUGCCUGCCUUUUUGACUUCCAUCACAUAUCUGACACGGUGAUCAGCCCCUUCACCCUCCGUACUUGUCAAGCUCUUCUUCACCUUUUCAAACCACACUGGUUCUCUGACAGCCUCCAUCCUGGCCGGCACUAUUCCAGCCAAGGGGGAAGAGGACUUCCUAACGCUGGCCGCCUCGCGGCUCAGCCACAGGAAACGUGUCAUUGGUGCUGCAGUAGGUGUGGCCAUGGUUCUGAUAUUGUUGGUGGCCAUUCCCCUGCUGGUCCACACCACCAAAGGGGCUACUACGACUGCAGGGAGCCAUUACGAAAUGCUUGGGAGCUGCAGGAUGGUGUGUGACCCCUACACCACCUCACAGUCGGGGCAGGAGCUGACGGCUGUGUCUCCACCACCACCGGAUAACCCUGGGAGGAAGAGUAAAAGUGGUCUUCGUGGACCUCCUGGAAUCCCUGGUCCACCAGGGGCACGAGGACCCCCUGGAGAGCCAGGAAAACCAGGACCGCAGGGACCCCCGGGUCCGGGUCCUGGUGGGUAUACUCCAUCACUCUAUACUCCAAAAAUCGCCUUUUAUGCAGGCCUGCGGAAGCAGCACGAAGGAAGUGAAAUACUCAAGUUUGACGACGUGGUGACAAAUGUCGGUAACUACUAUGAGCCAACCACAGGCAAGUUCACGUGCCCUCUUCCUGGCAUCUACUUCUUCACCUACCAUGUCCUAAUGAGAGGUGGCGAUGGGACCAGCAUGUGGGCAGACUUAAAGAAGAAUGGACAGGUGAGAGCCAGCGCCAUCGCUCAGGACGCUGAUCAGAAUUACGACUACGCCUCCAACAGUGUGAUUCUGCAUUUGGACGUUGGUGAUGAGGUGUGUGUGCAGCUGGACGGAGGGAAGGUUCACGGAGGAAACACAAACAAGUACAGCACCUUCUCUGGCUUCCUCAUCUACCCAGACUGAAUCGAAUUCUACUCGCAGAAGGACGAAGCAAAUUAAGGAAAACACACACACACACACACACGUGUAUGCAAAA